This is a messenger RNA of Paracoccidioides lutzii Pb01, 2013 nucleotides long. RefSeq lists its product as hypothetical. The coding region runs from base 1 to 2013 and encodes 670 amino acids. The record is from RefSeq and is a predicted model, not a curated record. Gene Ontology annotation, biological process: lipid metabolic process; phosphatidylinositol-mediated signaling. The transcript has 4 exons. Gene Ontology annotation, molecular function: phosphatidylinositol-4,5-bisphosphate phospholipase C activity.
AUGUCGACACCAACCCCAGUCGGUCCUGGUUCCCUGGCUGAGGAAACCCUAAUCCCAGUUCUCUUGCCUCAUAUUCAGACUCAUUUAAAGCGUAUCUUCGAAUCAGUGGGUUCGUCCAAGAACCAAGAAACAUUCUUCGAGGCCGUUCAGCACGAAACUCCAAACAAACGAAAUGGCGUUAGAACCCUGGAAGAUUUCGUCCGAUACAUGUCCUCGGCAUAUGCUGGUGCGCCUCCUGGGCCACAGGAUCUAUCACUUCCUAUGAAUAAUUACUUUAUCAGCUCCAGUCAUAAUACGUAUCUUACCGGCAAUCAACUUUAUAGUGAAUCCAGUACAAAAGUUUACAAGAAUGUUCUUUUGAAUGGAUGCAGAUGUCUUGAAAUCGAUGUGUGGGAUGGCGAACCAGAUUCCGAGAGCGACUCCAAUUCAUCGAACUCGGAAGAUCAACGCGGUGAUCACAGAACCUCGCAAAAGAAGAGCAAGGAGAGUAAAGGCAGGAAGGGUAGUCGCUUCAACUUGUUAUACUUAUCAAGCCGCUUGGACCAAUUUUCUAAAGGAUCGGCCACGAAGCCGCAAGCCGCCAGCACUGAAACUGCUGCAGUAACGACAGCUACUAAUGCUGUUUCUGUAGCUGUAGAUGCGGGAGUGGCAGCGUUAGCUGUUCGUCCGCGACUUGAGCCUCGGGUUUUGCAUGGCUAUACUCUGACAAAAGAAGUGACAUUCCGCGACGUAUGCUUUGCAAUUAGAGACUAUGCAUUCCUCACCAGUGAUCUGCCCGUCAUUGUUAGUUUGGAAGUCCAUGCCAGUCUCGAGCAGCAAGAUGUUAUGGUCGAAAUCAUGACUCAGGCAUGGAAAGGAAUGCUUAUAGAGGUUUCACCUGACAUUGAAGCCAAGUUAGAAAAAGGAGAAAUCAAUGCGUUGCCAAGUCCGGGAGAACUGCGAAAUAAGAUUUUAAUCAAAGUGAAAUGGGCACCACCUCAACUGGGAGCCGAUCAAACAAAGAUCACGGAUACAAUCGGAGACUCUCUGGAAAUCCAGGGAGCUCUCUCUGGUGCAAUAGCUGAUGAUGGCACUAAAGAAGACGCAGACGAACAUAGCUCGGACGUUAAUUCUCAAGCUAAGACAAAACCUUCGAAAAUUUUGCAUUCUUUAAGUCGACUCGGUCUUUACACGCGUGGAUACACUUUCACCAAAUUUUCACAACAAGAGGCAAGCCACCCAACCCACAUAUUCUCCCUCUCAGAGGCAGCUGUGAAGGAUGCGCAUGAAAAUGAUCGCCAGGCUCUUUUUGAGCAUAAUCGAGAAUAUAUGAUGCGAGCCUAUCCAUCUGGCCUGCGCAUCAAUUCUUCUAAUCUAGACCCGUCAUUUUACUGGAGACAGGGGAUUCAAAUCGUUGCUUUAAACUGGCAGAAUUGUGACAAAGGGAUGAUGUUAAACGAGGGAAUGUUCGCAGGUCAUCAGGGCUGGGUACUCAAGCCGGAGCCUUACCGGGGAAAAGCAUGGGCCACAAGGCAAAUGGAGGCAACGCAAGGAAAUGAAGGUAGUCUUCAAAAUACUGCGAAACAUCGCACCCUGAAUCUGUCUAUUGAGAUUUAUGGCGGACAAAAUAUUCCUCUUCCAGAAGGUGAUGAGCACGCAAGAGGCUUCCGCCCAUAUGUCACCUGCCAGCUUCAUGUUGAGCGAUCCAAAGAUAAUGUCCACGCCAGCGAAAAUGAUAAAAAUGGAAACGAAACUGCAAAGUUCAAACAGAAGACCAAAUCCGCGAGUGGCUCAGACCCUGAUUUUGGAGUGCAGGUUUUACAGUUCCUAAGUGUGCCAGUUUCUCUUGAAGAGUUGAGCUUUUUAAGAGUCAAAGUUAAGGACGACGAGAUUGGAAGAGAUGAUUUAGCGGCAUGGGCGUGCAUCAGACUCGAUCGGCUGCGCCAAGGAUACCGGUUCAUCCGGCUGUUUGACACAAAGGGGAGAGAGUCACCGGGCAUUCUGCUUGUCAAAAUCUCGAAGCAAAUAUCUUAA